GCCGCGAUGUCCUUCGCAGCGCUGCCCACCGAGCUCCUUUUGCAAAUCGCCGGAUACUGUCCGGCCGCGGCCGCGCCGGCGCUGCGGGGCGUGAGCAGGACGAUGGGCGGGGUGGUGGCGCCGGUGUUCUUCGGGUGCCUGCCCCUGCUGCUCGCGCCGGAGGGCCUCUGCGGCGGGACGCGCGCGCUGCUGGAGGCGGUGGCGCGCGGCGGGACGGGGACGGGGACGGGGACGGGGACGGGGACGGGGUGGGGCACGUGGGCGCGGAGCAUCCGGGUCGUGCUGCGCCCGGGCGCGGACUCGGAGCGGCCCGUCGUCGAGUUGGGUGCGGAACGGCGGAAGUGGGAGCAGGAGCAAGACGACAUCGCGCUGCUGCGGCGCGCGCUCGGAGUGUUGCCCGCGACGCACUCUGCGAGCUUCGAGUGGGCCACGCUAGACCUGCCCCACGGUGUCAACUACGCCAUCCUCGAGCACCUAGCGGCAGCAGGCGCCGCGUUCCAGGAGCUGAGCAUCGCGAUCACCGCGCAAGAAGGCUGGCUGGAGAAGCGGCCCGAGCCGUCCUGGCCCACAUUCGGCAGCCUCCGGGCGCUGACGCUCGCGGGCCCGCACGUGCCGCAUGCGCUGUCGACGCUCGCAUACUAUCUCUGGGACGCCGGGUCGGCCGCGGCGCUCACCCGGCUCACGGUCGCCGGCCCCGCGCGCACCCGGCUCCCGCUGUGGACCAUGCUCGACGACUGGCACAUCUCCGCGCUGCACGUGAGCGAGGCGACGCUGUUCUUCUUCGGCGCCGCGGCGCUGAGGGACAUGGUUGCGCUGGAGUCGCUGCAUGUCGUCGGGGCCGGCGGCCCGCAGCCGCCGACGCUCCGUGCCCGUGACCUGUUGUUCAACGCGCAGAUCGACGCGGGCCAAGACGCGUUGUGGCGCACACUCGCAGCCGCACGCCUGCAUCUCAAGGAGCUCCGCGUGCCGCGGCUGUACGACGGGCUGCUGGACUACCUGCUGUCGUAUGCCGGCCUGGAGGUCCUCGCGAUCGCAAACGCGUCCGGCGCCGAGUUGCCGAUACCGGUAGACGACGCGGACGCGGAUUCCGAGUCGUCGGACUCCGCCGACGACUGGUCUGAUGACGAAGCGGAUCCGGAUCCGGACCGCGGCGCUGCGAGCUCUGAGGCGGGAAUGGCAUCUGCAUUCUUCCACCGGGUCCUGCCGCGACACGCCCGCUCGCUGCGCGUGUUGCGCGUGACCGCGCCGUAUCCCGGGCCCUGGAGUGUCGGCCCCCACAACGUGGACGCCCUCCGGCAGCUGGCGCGCCUGCACACCCUUGUCGUGAGCGUGGACGUGAAGCGGGCGCCGGCCGGGGCAGGCAGGACGUGUAUGCUGCGGGUCGCGGCGGGGCCCGGGGAUGGCAUCGACGCUGUCGAACGCGUCCUCGCGACGAUCAGCGGCCUUCCGUGCGUGCGCCGCCUUGCGCUGCUUGCAACGGCGCCGGCGCGGCAGCGGCGCGCGUACGGCUGGCGGCGCGUCGUGACGGAGUCGGAUGAGCGCCGGGCCGCGCGCGCGGUCGAGGCGGCCGUCGGGCGCACCGGGUCCACGCCCGGCCCGGCAGCGCCGGGGCGAUUCAACGACGCGCUCGUGCUGUUUGCGGGGCGCAGUGUGUAUUGCCGGAAGCGGGACGGGGCGUUUGGGGUGGUGGAGACGCUGGCGCUCGGGACGACGAGUACGGGCUCCGCGUUGCCGCCGCUGUGGGUUGACGCGGAGGUGUGA
Molecule: messenger RNA, 1761 nt
Organism: Mycena indigotica
Lineage: Eukaryota; Fungi; Basidiomycota; Agaricomycetes; Agaricales; Mycenaceae
Exons: 3
Coding region: 7-1761 (584 amino acids)
Source: RefSeq, a predicted model, not a curated record